Penicillium mononematosum is the source of this 462-nucleotide messenger RNA. RefSeq lists its product as uncharacterized. Bases 1 to 462 code for a protein of 153 amino acids. The record is from RefSeq and is a predicted model, not a curated record. NCBI's taxonomy places the organism in Eukaryota, Fungi, Ascomycota, Eurotiomycetes, Eurotiales, Aspergillaceae. The transcript has 3 exons.
AUGGGUGCUGCAGCAACCACGAUCCCUGAGGAUUGGAUGGCAGUGGGAGCUCCCAAGGAUCACAACGUGCAACACGACCUCGUGCUGAAGAUGCACAGAUGCCAGCGCUAUAGGCACAAAGCUGAGUACUCACCUGGUGGAUAUGAUAAAAAGGAACUGUCGAUUCGAGAUGCUUUGGUAUCAAAGCAAAGAAAGGUUGGGAACGUCCACGACGAUGAAAGGUGGAUGGAGGAGGGUGGGAUUGAAAGUGUUGCCUUCGGAGAGCUUGUUUGGCCCUUGGGUUUUGAGGUCGACCACGCGUCUUGUAUGCGUCCGGUCGGCUCAGAUCGAAGCGCGUCAUACCGCGUCGAAAGGAGGCAGAUUGAAUCUUUACUUGUGCGCAGCAAGCCCUGCUCCAUGGAGUCUCCAUUUCUAUUUACACGCGCUGAUACAUCAUCGGAUCUAGCACCUCGAGGCAGCUGA